Messenger RNA from Sesamum indicum (sesame), 1252 nucleotides. It is a transcript of the gene CPT1, whose product is annotated as Undecaprenyl pyrophosphate synthetase family protein. Gene Ontology annotation, molecular function: ditrans,polycis-polyprenyl diphosphate synthase [(2E,6E)-farnesyl diphosphate specific] activity. Gene Ontology annotation, biological process: polyprenol biosynthetic process. Lineage: Eukaryota; Viridiplantae; Streptophyta; Magnoliopsida; Lamiales; Pedaliaceae. The record is from RefSeq and is a predicted model, not a curated record. Gene Ontology annotation, cellular component: endoplasmic reticulum.
ACAAGAAAUCCUUAUAAAUAGUGAGCUUCAUUCAUGAGUUUGCAAGCAGUGCAAGAAAUCAAGGAAACAAACCACAUAAGAGGUUUUUUCAUCUGUUAGUUCUCGUUUUCAUUUUUCUUUCCAAGAAUAUUUUGCAGAGUGUUGUAGGUUUGGUUAAGUAACUAUAAAUGGAUGGCAAGAGGAAUACCAUUCUUUUCAAGUUGUUUGGGAGUUCAAUUAGCUACAUGCGGAGAUGUCUAUUCAGCGUGCUGUCUGUCGGUCCGGUCCCAAACCAUCUGGCCUUUAUUCUAGACGGAAAUCGAAGGUACGCCAAGAAGUGGAACCUUGGAGAGGGAAUGGGCUACAGAGCUGGAUUCUUGUCCCUCAUGUCAUUGAUAAAGUACUGCUAUGAGCUGGGAGUGAAAUAUGUGAGCAUAUAUGCAUUCAGCAUCGACAAUUUCAGGAGACGGCCUGAGGAAGUUCAGUGCGUGAUGGAUCUGAUGCUGGAGAAAAUCGAGGGACUGCUCAAGGAAGAAAGCCUCGUGAACCAAUAUGGUGUGAGGGUUUAUUUCAUUGGGAACUUGAAGCUUCUGCAUGAGCCUGUCCGCCUUGCUGCCGAGAGGGCCAUGAAAGCCACGUCCAACAAUAACAACAGCAUUCUCCUGAUCUGUGUGGCUUAUACCUCAACUGACGAGAUUGUGCAUGCUGCUCAAGAGUCUUGUGAGGAUAAGUGGGCUACGACCCAAUCUUCGGCUAACAUCAAGGAUUCUCAGGACGGUGAAGAAAAGGACACUGACGACGUUAUAAAGCUGUCUGAUAUCGAGAGUCACAUGUAUAUGAGAGUGGCGCCCGAUCCAGACAUUUUGGUCAGGACCUCGGGGGAGACUCGUCUCAGCAAUUUUCUCCUCUGGCAGACUUCAAACUGCCUCCUCUAUUCGCCCAAAGCAUUGUGGCCGGAGAUCGGUUUGCGUCACUUAGUUUGGGGAGUGUUGAACUUCCAAAGAGCUCAUCCUUACCUGGAGAGGGGGAGGAAGCAGCCAUGACUGGUGAAGUUGUUUAAGCACAUCUAUCACUUUCUUGUGGGUUUAAUACCACCCCAAAUGGCUGUCAGCUUUAGAGGGUUAAGAUAUAAAUCAAGUAAUUAGCUACUCAAUAAUGUUUGUAUCUAAAUCUUUGCUGUUAUAGUGAAGUAUUGUUGUUGAUAAAUAUAGUUUGUGUUAACCAGCUUAUGGUUGCUAAAUAAAGAAGGUACUUUGAUGGUUUCUCAAUUCAA